Molecule: messenger RNA, 1039 nt
Organism: Phodopus roborovskii (desert hamster)
Lineage: Eukaryota; Metazoa; Chordata; Mammalia; Rodentia; Cricetidae
Gene: Gdf15
Product: growth differentiation factor 15
Exons: 2
Coding region: 5-910 (301 amino acids)
Biological process (GO): SMAD protein signal transduction
Cellular component (GO): extracellular region
Molecular function (GO): cytokine activity; growth factor activity
Source: RefSeq, a predicted model, not a curated record
CAACAUGGCCCUGCCUGCGCCCGAGGCCCAGCCUCCAGGCAGCUCGCAGCUGAGGUUCCUGCUGUUCCUGAUGAUGCUGCUACUGCUGAUGUCAUGGCCUUCGCCCGGGGACUCUCUGGCACUGUCCGAGCAGCGACGCUCCCACCUGGAGUCCCAACUUGACGCCCAUGAACUACGAGGUCGCUUCCAGGACCUGCUGAGGCGGCUGCAUGCCAACCAGAGCCAGGAGGACUCGAACUCAGAACCCAUCCCCACUGUUCGGAUACUCACUCCAAAAGUGCGACUGGGGCCGCGCGGCCACCUGCUGCUCCACGUCCGCCGGGCGUCGCUGACCCAGGGUCUCCCCGAAGCCUACCGCGUGCACCGAGCGCUGCUCCUGCUGACACCGUCGUCCCGACCCUGGGACGUCACCGCGACCUUGCAGCGUGCCCUAAGCCUCGGGGGACCCCGCAACCGCGCACUGCGCCUGCGCCUGGCAGCGCCCCCCGACGUGGCCGUGACGCCCUCUAGCGGCGUGCGCCUAGAACUGCACUUGCGGCCGCCCGCCGGUAGGGGGCGCCGCAGCGCGCAUGCGCGCCUCAGAGACUCUUGCCCGCUGGGUCCCGGGCGGUGUUGUCACCUGCAGACUGUGCAGGCGACCCUCGAGGACCUGGGCUGGAGCGACUGGGUGCUGUCCCCGCGCCAGCUGCAACUGAGCAUGUGUGUGGGCGAGUGCCCUCACCUCUACCGCUUGGCCAGCACACAUGCUCAGAUCAAGGCGCGCCUGCAUGGCCUGCAGCCCGAUAGGGUGCCCGCCCCCUGCUGCGUCCCUUCCAGCUACACCCCAGUGGUCCUCAUGCACCAGACAAACAACGGUGUGUCGCUACAGACCUACGAUGACAUGGUGGCCCGGGGCUGCCACUGCGCAUGAGCUCCGGGCUGUGCCCCUCACCUGCACUCCACCCUGCUAUUUAUAUUUGUAUUUAUUAAUAUUAUUAAUUUAUGGGGGGUCUGGCUGGGUUGGUGUAUUGUCUAUUUAUUUAAAGCUCUGUAAUAAAUA